CACCACACAGAUUUCAUUCAUAAAAUUCCAGCUCACUAUAAAAGGCGGGCCUCUCCACUAUCUGCACAGUGCCAUUUAUGAACCCGGCAAAUGGAAUAUAAGUAAGGGGUUAAGGAAUCAGUUUUCUACUUAGAUUAGAUAGACUAUUCUAUCUUUUUAUGCAGUGAUUUUAGACGAGAGGAACAUGCAUCCAGACUCCAGCACUGAGUUCGACUCAUCGUCCAGCUGUAGCACAGCAUCGCCUGGCGGGGACACCCCUGGGUGCAGCCAGCAUCCUCCUGACUCGCUUUCAUCAUCAGUGGACAGCGCCAAGGAUACUGAGAUCAGUGCAGCAGACUCCUUUGUUCCGACCGUGACUGCAAUCUCAACCUCGCCGGAUCUAAGGUGGAUGGUGCAGCCGACAGUCAUCACAUCUGUCUCCCCGUCGUCCCGCCGUGCAAAAAACAAAACUCAGUCGUCUUCCGCGGCAAACAAGGCAAAGCCCUCCAACAGGAAAGGGCUGAAAGAAAAGGCUUCCAAAGAGGAGGAAGAAAGGAGGAGGAUCAGGAGAGAGAGGAACAAGAUUGCUGCAGCAAAGUGUCGUAACAGACGGAGGGAGCUGAUAGACACUCUGCAAGCUGAAACUGACAAGCUCGAAGAUGAGAAGUCUGCGCUCCAGACGGAGAUAGCUGACCUGCUGAGGGAGAAGGAGAGACUGGAACAGGUCUUAGUCUCCCACAAACCAUCCUGCAAACUUCCUGUAAAUGACAAUGAUGAUGAUGAUAAUGAUGAGGAGCAGGAUAAUAAUGAAGAUGAUGUUAACACAAUGCUGCAGGAUCCUCCGGCCUCCCCACAGCUGCUGUCCAUGUUAGAGAAUGGAAAACCCCCAGAGAGCAACACAACCAUCGGAGAAGCCUCUAUUGGUCAAGACAUGGACACUGUCCCAUGCAUCCCUGCUGCAGCCAUUUUGGGGAACUCCAACAUCCUCCUGUGUUCGAGUGCAGAAGAGGAGGCUCUGGAGGACUUGAAAGGAGAUGACCUGGAUGACUUGGUGCCCAGCCUAGAGAUGGCAGUGAGUCCAGAGAUGGCUGCAUCUGUCCCUGACAUAGACCUGAGCAGCCCCUUCUGCCUCUCAGACUGGGAAACCCUGUACAAGUCAGUGGCAAACGACCUCGAAUCGUUGAGCACACCAGUCAUGUCUUCCAGUCCAACUUGUAGCAAUUACCGCACAGUGUUUUCCUUUAAUUACUCUGAGAUUGAUUCCUUGGAUGAGGGUUUCGAGAGCCUCAAAGGCAGCCUCGGUGCAUCUGAGUUAAUGAAAGAUCUUAACUCUCCAACACUUCUGGCCUUGUGAAUGCAAAGAAGUUAUGCAAUGAUACUGUAAUUGUAUUCUAACCAGCCAGCAAGCUAUGAUCUCUCUCUUAAAAACAAUGUUUUGUAGUGUGAGUUUUGAUGUUGUGUGAAUCUAAACAUCAAAGGUUGUGUACAUGACAUGUUUUCUGUGACUGUAACCGGGUUGACUUCUUUCAUACUGCUGGUGCGAUUCUCUGAGGUGAGACUUUGCGCCGGGGACAAAAAUGCAUGCAAAUACAAGUCAUCCGUAAUCCAAGAAGAGGUGGUAUCUAGUGUUUUUAAAUGUCAUGUGAAGUUAGAUCAUGCUCAAUAGCAUAAUGUGUGUGUAAUACUGUUGACAAAGUUGUAUUGUAACAAGUGAAAAUAGCAGGGUUACUAAUGUGUAGUGUAUAGGUGUCACAUCUUGCUGUAAGGUGUCCCCUAACAUGACAUUUCCUUUCAAGUUUUUCCAUAAUAAAAAAAGAUCAUGUCAUGUAUUUUAUCAAGAUGUAUUUUAUGACAUAGUUUAUUUUUUUACUUAUCAAAAAUGAUCAGAUGCAAAAAUUGUAUAACGCUGGAAAUAAAAUAAGACAACCACAAACGA
Sander lucioperca (pikeperch) is the source of this 1915-nucleotide messenger RNA. Its product is annotated as proto-oncogene c-Fos-like. Gene Ontology annotation, molecular function: RNA polymerase II cis-regulatory region sequence-specific DNA binding; DNA-binding transcription factor activity, RNA polymerase II-specific. The transcript has 4 exons. The coding region runs from base 185 to 1333 and encodes 382 amino acids. Gene Ontology annotation, cellular component: nucleus. Gene Ontology annotation, biological process: regulation of transcription by RNA polymerase II. The record is from RefSeq and is a predicted model, not a curated record. NCBI's taxonomy places the organism in Eukaryota, Metazoa, Chordata, Actinopteri, Perciformes, Percidae.